UUAAAGGGAAUUAGAUGAGGAAUACAUAUAGGCGAUAUAAAAAAUUUGAGGAGGCUAUCGGGAGAUCUUAAACUCCAUAAUCUCCUAAUAUCCCACAAUCCUUCUCUAGUCUCUCAAAUCCCAUUAGCCCUACGUAAUCCGCUUUAUGUUUUAAUUUAUUGUAAUUUACAUUUGUUUUAUUGAUUUAUUUUACUGAUUUAUUAAAUUCUUCUAUUUAUAAAUCAGAUUUUUCAAUAAAUAACUACUCCCAUAACUUUUUAAAAUUUUUAAAUGAAUUUAAAAUUUUUUUUAAAUUUCCCGGUUUCCCGGUCCGGGUCCCGGUCAUUUUUGACCGGGAUGAAACCGGGAACGGGAAUUCCCGGUUUUCCCGGUCCGGGUCCCUCCCGGUCGACCUUCAGAACCCGUUUCCCGUUUCCCGGUCCCGGUUUUUUCAAAAUUCCGAUCUCUAAUGGUUACAUCAUUUCUCCCAAGCUUUCCUUUAUUUCCCUCCAUUUCCCUUCCUCAUGCUUUAUUUUGAAUUCAAAUUUUUCUCUCCCUCAUUUAUUAUUUUAGAGCAUUUAAACAAACGGCGGAAUCAAUUAAUGAUUUGGAAGGUCGUCAUUGGUCUUUUGAUGGAAAUAUUAACACAACAAAUAUUCUUGGUGGUCAAAAAGAGUCAUCUGGUCCAAAAAAUCCAGAACUUUACAAAACUCAAUGGUGUCGCAAUAUGUUGUUGAAUGGAAAUUGCAGUUUUGAAGAUAAAUGCUGGUUUGUUCAUAACAGCUCAGAGCUUAGAAGUGUUCCACAAUUAAACAAAACAAUUAAUGUCGCUCCAUUAUUUAAUCUUUCUUCGUCUGCUCUUUAUAAUCGUCGAAUUGGUCGUUUUUGA
Messenger RNA from Meloidogyne enterolobii, 868 nucleotides. NCBI's taxonomy places the organism in Eukaryota, Metazoa, Nematoda, Chromadorea, Rhabditida, Meloidogynidae. The record is from the annotation of a GenBank genome assembly.